CAUGAGGUGCUAGCUUAACCUGUGACACUCCGCGCCGAGCAGACUAAUAUAACAGGAUCUGUCAUCAACGCCGACUUGGGACUCUAAAUAUCUAUCUCUGGACGACGUUUAGUUAUCCAUCUCGAUCUUUUGUCCUACAAACUACACCGCUCUUUGAUCUUUGAUCGCACUACGAGCACCCGAAGACCCCGAGAUACGAGUGUGGGGUAGACAACAACCAGACAACCAACAAAGAGUGAAGAUGGCGGAUUUCGAAGCGCCACCAGGGCCACCACCCCCCAAAGUGCCAGAGGGAUGGAAAGCCCAAUGGAACGACCAAUAUAAAGAAUGGUUCUACGUAAACAUCUACACCAAGAAAUCCCAAUGGGACAAGCCCACCGCCCCCGUAUACCCCCCCGACUCCUCCGCGCCCCCCAUCGGCGCACCCCCCUCCUACGGCGGCGCCACCCAACCCACCUCCGACGCGAAGGUGAACCCCUACGACACCCCCGACGCGACCAAAAGCACCGUCGACGAAGACGCCCGUUUGGCCGCCCAGCUCCAAGCUGAGGAGGACCAGCGCACCCGCGGCCACCAGAACCCGAACUACGGCGGUGGCCCACCCGGCGGCGGAUACCCCAGCAACACCGGCAGCCCGUUCCCAGAGGAGCAGGCGCGCGGAGAGAAGAAGAAGGGCGGAUUCCUCGGCAAGCUGAUGAGCGCCGCGAGCUCCAAGACCAGCGGUGGAGGCAGCCACGGGUACCCCCAGCAACAGCAAGGGUACGGGCAGCAGCAGAUGUACCCCCAGCAGGGCUACGGACAGCAGCAGCAGAUGGGAUAUCCGCCUCAGGGCUAUGGACAGCAGCCGAUGGGGUAUGGACAGCAGCCGAUGUAUGGCCAGCAGCCUAUGUAUGGCGGCGGCGGGUACGGCGGGUAUCCGCAACAGCAGCAACAGCGGAGGCAGGGAGGUGGUGGUGGUAUGGGGAUGGCGGGUGGUGCGGCGUUAGGGUUGGGAGGAGGGUUGAUCGGAGGGAUGCUGAUUGCCGAUGCGAUGCAGGACCAUGACCAGGAGCAGUAUGAUCAGGGGUAUGAGGAUGGCGGCGGUGGAGAUGAUGGGGGUGAGUAAGUGUGUUUGAGGAGAGGCUAGAGAAGGGAGGUGGCUGGAUUGUUUGUGGCUGGGAGGUUACGUGGAUUUCGAUGUUUUCGUCGUUCUGGUGCUGUUCGUUGUGGUGCUGUGGAGGAUUGAGAUGAUGCGGUCGUAGAUAGUCGCGGAGGACCGCUUGGACGUCCUGAUUAAUACGGGAAUCCUGAUAUCUUGUCAUCUACUUAUUCCCCUAACAGUGAUUUGCAUUCUUCCGUCUUGUGAAAACCAAGCCCAGAUAGCAAAACCGAGAAUACACACCCCUACAACGGGAUUUACAAUGGUGCCGCUCGUAUGCAACGGGCAAACCUAUCCCAUAUAAAGUACUAGCUUUGUCGAAUAAAUCAAUUUCGUGUAAGGAAACAAAAAUGAACAACAGUUGUCAGAUGU
Molecule: messenger RNA, 1510 nt
Organism: Pseudogymnoascus verrucosus
Lineage: Eukaryota; Fungi; Ascomycota; Leotiomycetes; Thelebolales; Thelebolaceae
Exons: 2
Coding region: 242-1105 (287 amino acids)
Molecular function (GO): protein binding
Source: RefSeq, a predicted model, not a curated record